Molecule: messenger RNA, 3283 nt
Organism: Ctenopharyngodon idella (grass carp)
Lineage: Eukaryota; Metazoa; Chordata; Actinopteri; Cypriniformes; Xenocyprididae
Gene: slc25a35
Product: solute carrier family 25 member 35
Exons: 5
Coding region: 977-1873 (298 amino acids)
Source: RefSeq, a predicted model, not a curated record
UUGUGCCAUUUAAAGUACACAGAGGAGCUUUUAUUCUGAGAGUAAACUGUUAAAAACUGUUAAAAAAAAAAGUUUUUAAACUUAAAAACUGAAUUGAAGUCCCAGGAAUAUGGAUAAUUAUAGUAUCAAUGUGGCUUUGUCUUUACCUGUUAUUUUGUAAUUUUUUAAUUUAUAAGUUGGUAACGUUAGCAGAUGUUACUGUUAGUUAUGCUCUGCUUUUUAUGGGAAAAUAUAUGGAUAGUUUAAUAGUUUUUACAAUAAUUUAUUCUCGUUCUUAACAUAAUUUCUUUACAUUUUGUUUAUAGUCCUGUUUGUACUAUUUCAUAUUCAUUAAACAUUAAUAAUGAACAUUCAGUUACACAUUAUUUUAAUGUUUCCCUGUCACAGUGUAACUACUAUUAAUUGUAAUAUUAAACGUACUUAUUAUAGAGUUAGAUUUUGGUUUAGGGUUAGUUGCUUGUGUGCAUGCAUAAUUUGCUGUUGUGACUAUAAUAAGUAUAUGUAACAGGAACAUUAAAAUAAAGUGUUACCGAAUAUUCUUUACAGAGGAGAGUUUUGUGUAAUGGCACAGUUGGGGUGGGCAUCAACCGCCUGAAGAUGUCACUUGAUGUAAUUUACAACCGUCCAAUCACAGGUCAUGUAACAAGGGAUGGGGCAAUGUCUUUGUUUUGAUUGGUUAAAAGGUCGAGUUGGGAUGAUAGACGCGCCCUGGCGAAUGCAAUCUGACAGUCAUACUCGGCAAAAUGUCCACGCGCAGCGCAUGACUGAGAGGAGGAUUAUAGAAGAUACUCAUCUGCUUUCUUAAAAAUGGCACUGUAAAAAUUAUUUGUCAGUUAUCCUAACAAAGUACUUUACUAAUAUGUUUUUUUUAUUCACAGACUGCUAAAAAACGUAGGCCUGUUUCUUGUUGAAAGGCAAACUAAACAGCCUGUCCAUCACUUGUUUCCGGGCAUUCCGCGAAUUCCGCGAUUGAAACAUGGAUUUCGUUCUCAGCGGCGUCGCUGCGUGUGGCGCUUGCUUUUUUACAAACCCUCUGGAGGUUGUCAAAACUCGAAUGCAAUUGCAAGGAGAGCUAAAAAGCCGAGGAACCUACCAGGUGUAUUACAGGAAUGUAUUUCACGCCUUUUACACGAUAGGCAAAAUAGACGGACUGGCUGGUCUUCAGAAAGGUUUGGUCCCCGGGUUGGUUUAUCAGUUUUUCAUGAAUGGGAUCCGUUUGGGGUCCUACGCCAUCAUCGAGUCCUUGGGCUACAUUCACACGGACGGAAGGGUCAGCGCUGCAAAGAGCACAGUGUCCGGGGCCAUUGCCGGUGUGGUGGGCGCUGUAAUGGGCAGCCCUAUUUACCUGGUAAAGACACAUCUCCAGAGUCAGUCUACUUCCUCUAUUGCAGUUGGACACCAGUAUAAGCACAAGGGCAUGAUGCAUGCUCUAUUGGCCAUCCACAAACAGCACGGAAUUCUGGGUUUGUGGAGGGGGGCAAGCGCAGCGGUCCCAAGGGUCAGUGUGGGGUCAGCUGCUCAGCUCUCUACUUUCUCUGCCUCUAAAGAGCUGGUCACUGACCUACAGGUGUUCUCUGAGGGCAGCUGGUUAAUAGCGCUGAGUGCUGGUAUGAUCAGCAGUGUAGUAGUUGUAUUAGCUAUGACUCCUUUUGAUGUGGUCAGCACUCGACUCUACAACCAGCCUGUGAAUCAUCUUGGCAAGGGUGUAUUGUACAGAGGUUUCUUGGACUGUUUCUCUAAGACACUGAAGAAGGAAGGAAUGACUGGUUUGUAUAAAGGACUCGGAGCCUCCUACUUCCGCCUCGGACCUCAUACCAUCCUUUCUCUGCUUUUCUGGAAUGAGCUGCGCACUUUGUACCAUAGCAACUGCUAGCGUUUUGCUAUUGCCUGCAGCAAAAAUAUCAACUGAUGUUUCCCUGAUUAGCUGAUUAAAGAAGCAAUCAAGCACUAAGGUAUGAAAGACCCUUGCUAUAUUUUGAAUAUAGUCACAACGCACAGCAGAGUGACUAUACUCGCAAUGCAGCAUGGCCUCAAGUGCCUUAUUACAUUUAUAAAGCAGUUACUACAUAUAAAAAUAUUAAGAACAUUUUUUAAUAAAACAUUAUUUUAUUAAGCAUCAAUCUUCAACUGGCAACCUUCUACUAGAAGUACUUCCUGAUAUAACAAUGUUGCUAUGCAACAAAAAUUAUGCGCUAUGGGAUUUGCGCAGUGAUGUGGUAAACUGAGCCAUUACUAUAUGGUGGAAUAGCACAGCUGGAAUGCUGCACUGACCAAGAAGCCAGGACUGGAAUUAACCAUAACACUCGUUUAGGAGGUACUGUAUGUAGAAUGAUAUUUUCAUAUAUUAUAUAUUACAUUAUAUACACAUCACACUCCAGCAAAGUUUUGCAAAAGGUUUAAUGGAAACAUAAUAUAUCUACACUCACUGGCUGAAUCAAAGUUACUGUAAGUUUUGCGUGCACUUGAAUUAUGCUAAUUAAUUUCCUGAAUCCUGAUUCUGAUUGGGUGACUCAUGUUCCAAGGGUGUUAACUGUUAACUGAAAGAUUAAUUCUUUUAAAAAUACUUUUUAUAUAUAGUUUAACCCUUUCCUAAAGAUUAAAUGUGAUCCACUGGAUCAGAAUCAGUUGAACUGUUCUGUUUUAUUGUAUUAUGAAUUGCAUGAUAUACUGUAAAUUUAGUUCUCACAGAGAUUGUGGUAGAAUGACUGAAACACAAAUAGUCUUUUCAUUUUGUGACUGACUUGACAGCUGUAAUCUUGCUGCUAAUUAUUAAUCAUGACUGGAAGAGCAAAGACUUGCUUUUUGAGUAGUUAGAAGUUAGAAUGAGUUUACAUUCAAACUGACUGGUUAAAACAUAACAUCAGAAAUAGUUUUUUUUUUCUCCCAACAGUCUUGUCUUGUUUGCUGAUGCCUAUAAAUGUAAGAAUGUCUCAUUUGUUUCAAAUUUGGUUGCUUGGCUGGAAGAUAAAUUAACAGAGAAAUAGAAUUAAACCUUACCAUCUUUGAUUGUACAAUUGACAGUUUCAUGUCAUGUGCUCAAAGUCUCUCGAAUAUUAGGACAAUAAGACACUAUUCAAUGGGACAUAGAAUAAUGGUCACCAUUUGCCUUAAUUGUGCUCUACUGAAUGUGUAUCUACUGCAACUCAUGUUUGAUGAUUUAGAGAAACUAAUGUAACUAAUUAUAUGCAAUCAAUUAUUUAUUAAGAUACUAUAAAUGUAUAGGUACAUAUAGGGUCUGUAACAUGACAGUAUAUAAUUUGAAAAUAAAUUAUUUUUAAAAGAA